Helicoverpa armigera (cotton bollworm) is the source of this 5343-nucleotide messenger RNA. Its product is annotated as actin nucleation-promoting factor WASL. Gene Ontology annotation, biological process: actin filament organization. The record is from RefSeq and is a predicted model, not a curated record. Lineage: Eukaryota; Metazoa; Arthropoda; Insecta; Lepidoptera; Noctuidae. Gene Ontology annotation, molecular function: actin binding.
AAAGCUGGCAACAUCACAAAAAGUCAGAAUUUAUUCACAUACGGAUGUCGAGAGAGAAAGUGAAUUAAAAGAGGAUUUUUUCGAGUUUAUUAUGUUUAAACAGUGAAAUGAGCAUUUCUGUAUUGUGAGAAAUGCUCUUAUUUUCGUUUAAGGAUUAUAGUGUGUGCCAAAUAACAACUAGUUAUUUGGCUUUAAAAUGUUGGAAAGUCAGGGCGAUUGACACAUCGUUCCUCGCAUGUUUAAAGUAAUUUUUAGGUGUGUUUUGUUGAAUUAGUGUACAGGAUGCCGAGGGGAGAGAACAGAGCGAGCAUCCUGUUAUCUCGGGAAGAGAAUGAACAGGUGUUCAGUUUGAUUGGACCAAAAUGCCAGAGUCUGGCAACAGCCGUGGUCCAGCUAUUCACGACAGAAGAUCCUUCACACUCGAAAUGGAAGAAGAAGGAUACAGGUGUACUUUGCCUGAUAAAGGACAAUGGGAAGAGGUCUUACUUCUUCCGAAUAUAUUGUCUAUACCGCAAGGCGAUGAUAUGGGAGCAAGAAGUCUACCUCCAGAUCGAAUACAAGAACCCACGGCCGUUCUUGCACACUUUCGAGGCAGAGGAAUACAUGGCCGCAUUCAAUUUUGCAAACGAAAAUGAAGCAAACAUCCUUAGAAAUAUACUACUCGAGAAAAUUGAACUUAGGAAAAUCAGACGAGAAGAACGGCGGCACCGCUCGAUGUUGUCAGCCCGCAGCAGCGGCAGCGGCCCCCCUCCCCCGCGACAGAACGGCACCCUCCCCCCGCCGCCGCCUGAGCCCGCGCCCUCGCCGGCCUACGUGCCGCCGCCGCCGCAGCCGCAGCCCCAACCUGUUAAGACUAACCAUAGUCUUGGAAGUUACACGUUAAAAAGUAAUAAGAAGCAGAAGGGUCGGAAACUAACGAAAGCUGAUAUCGGCGUGCCGCAGAACUUCAAACACAUAUCACAUGUCGGCUGGGAUGCUAAUAAAGGCUUCGACUUGGACAAUGCUCCGAACGCGGACGAGUUGCGCUCGUUCUUCACGAAGGCCGGAGUGUCGGAGACGCAGCUACAAGACCAGGAGACCAGAGAGUUUAUAUACGACUUCAUUGAGAUGCAUGGAGGUCUGCCCGCUGUUAAACAGGACUUGGAUAAUGUUAACCCCGCGCCGCUGGCGCCGCCGGCACCCCCGGCCCCGCCCGUGCCCACGCGCAGCCCCGCGCCGCCGCACCCGCCUGCACCACCAUCCCGCGCGCCGCCGCCGCCCCCCGCGCGCGCGGUGCCGCCGCCGCCCGCGCACCGCACCGCGCCGCCGCGCCCUGCACAACCAGUAUCGUCAGGACCACCAUCAGUGCCUCCCCCCGCCCCCGGCACGGCGCCGCCUCCCCGCCGCCCAUGUCCGCGGCACCGCCCGUGGCCCCGCCCUCCGCCGCCGCCGCGCGCCGCCCGCCCGCCCCCGGCGCCGCCCAUGGCGCCCGCCACCCCGCCCCCGCCGGCUGAGGCCGCGGCCGCAGACCCGAGAGCUGCACUUAUGGAGAGUAUUAGAAGUGGCUCCAAGACACUCAAGCGCGUGGAACCAACGGCUAAGCCGGUCGUGGUGGAUGACAGCAGGAGUAACUUACUCAGCGAGAUCAGGCAGGGCGUUGAGUUGCGAUCCGUGUCCCGGUCGGGCAGUAACAGCGGCAGCGAGCGCAAGGGAGCCCGCCCCGCAUGCGGGCUCGCCGAAGCCCUACAGAGGGCUCUAGAAGAACGCUCCCGCGCCAUACACUCCUCCGACUCAGAGCUCUCCGACGCCACCACCAGCGACGGCGAGUGGGACGACUGAUUGCCUUAACCACCCUCUUAUAAAAACAAAAACAUUCAGAUAUCGGCUAUAUCUCAUGUAUGAAAAACCAGACUACACAAUCUACCCUGGGUUAUGAAGAAAAACUUUCAGCUACCAUCUUCAAUACAUGUAUGAAAGUCAAGACCAAGGUACUGUCAACUUUAAAUUCAAAAAUGAUCGGAACAAACACAUUCAGCUACCGUAUAUAGCUAAUGUAUGAAAGCGAGACUUUAGAUGCCGUCUACUGUAAUAUCAAAAUUGAUGUGAGUACUACUAAAUGUGUUUCGAAAAAAUCUUACACAUUCAGGCAGAAGUCUUAUAAGUAUGUAUAAUGGAGACAGUAAGAGUUAACAUAUUUGAAACGAGGGCUAGUCCCACUCGCAUUUUCAUUACUCGGUUCCGUACCCUUAAAUUGGCCAAAAAAUUGCGUUUGCUGUAUGGGAAACCCUCAAAAUAUUUUCAAAUAUUGUUGUAGUUUUCAGUAUUUUUGAUUAUGUGCGAUAUUGUCGAUAACAGACAGCAAAGUCUUAGCAAUAAAGUCCAAUUUAUCCCUUUGGGUAUGGAACCCUAAAGAUUAUUGUGUCUGUAAAUUCAGAUAUGUAGCAAAAAACCAUGUUGUAGAAGUCUUAUCAACGUAUAUCAAGGAGUCGACAAUACGUAUUAAACAAUUUUGAUAAAACGAAAAUUGUAACUGUAAAGUAAUACUUUCGCCAUAUUGUCCGCAUAGUGACAGCCAAAAUAGGUCGAUCGGAUACCUCUAUAUUAUUUCUAACUUAUGUUUGCGCCUCUUAUGAAAAUUAGGCAUUUAUAAUUAUUCUCUGAUCAUAGUUUUCGUUCAAUCUGACUUGGGAAAAUUAUCAUCUAGCCGUAGAAUCUAUUUUGAACUAAAACUCCUACUACAACUACAUAGAUAUCCACCAUGACAAAUCUCCAAUUAAUUUUACCUGGGUUCAGCAAAUAUUCGUCCCACUUUCUAUUUAUUGCUAUUUGUAGAAAACAUAUUUAAAUCCCUCCAAAAAGGGCGGAGUACCUCGCGUCCGAGUAUCGUGAGACACAAGUUAGGGUUCGUACAUAUUAGCAAAGCCACGUCAAAUGUCCAUGUGAUGUGUAUGCACCCUUAGCGAGACACGCAGGCCACGGUAAAUUUUACGAGCAUACGAGUUUAUUUAAACCCUAGUCAAGGAAUUUGUUGACAUAAUUAUUAUACAUUAACGUUUCGAUCACUCUUCUGGUCGAUCGGUUUCGCGUUAUAAUUUAAAACGUCUAAUACAUAUAUUAUUAAGUAUUUAACUAACAAGUAUCAGUGUAUAAGGUUUAUUUUAAAACUAUUUAAUGACCAUUUUAAAAGUAUUCGGUAAAUUUCUUAUAAUCAACAUUUACAUUCUUGUUCUAUCAAAUCAAUAACGCUAGGUUUGUUUAUUAACGUAUUAAAUUAUAUUAUACAUACUUAAAUCAGUCAUAAAACUAUGUAUUCUUUUAAAAGUAUUAGUUUGUAACAGGCAGGAACUUGGAGAAAAUUGCGCUAUAUAGAUGUGUUGGAUUGCAUAUAAAAAAGUGUCUUAUGUGCGUCAUAAUAUGUAUAGAAAUAAAAUUAAGCUCUUUGUUUUCUGUUAAAUUCUUAAUUAAAAAUAAUUUAAUAUUAAUUAGGCUUUUAAAAAUCUUUUGUCUUUUAUAAAAUGUGUGCCAGAGUAGCUAGUAGUGGAGUAAUUACUGAUAAAUUGUUGAAGUUAUACAUUUUAAUGAUUUAACAGUUUUACUCUGCCCUAGUGUAUGAAUUUACUUCAGUUCAAAUGUGAUAUUGGAAUAACUGUGCUCAGCAAUAUUUUCUCUUGUAUUAAGUCAAGCAUUUAAAUAUAGGUGUUUUACAUGAAUGUCUUUACUGGUUCUUAGUUCGAGGCAAUCGACAGUCAGAAUGUAGUUUACCAUUCAGCUAGUACACAGAGUACGCCUCGGCGCUCAAACGAUGCCUCGAGUUAAGAAACUAUUUAAAAUCUAUUUUAUUAGUGUCAUGUGAAUAUUUUUAUAUAAUUAAUUAAUUACUUUUGAUAAUAAAUGCUACAAGUUAUUAAUAUUUUUAUUAAAAUAAUAAUUGUUUUGAAUGUUACGUUUGUGAAGCCGUAGAAAGAAUACGUUGAAUUUUAUUGCUUUCAGAACUAUUUCGAACACUUAUUUAGAAUGUAUAAGGAAGUGAAGCACAUUGAUAUCGCCUUAAUACAAUACCAAUUUCAAAACAAAGGCUGACGUACUCUUUCAACGAAAUCACUUAUAUAUUUUAUAGAAUCGAUGUAAAAUGUGUAUAUAAAUGUAGUAGGUAAAUUCUAAUAGAAUAAUGCUGUAAAUGACUGAAAGAAAUUCGACGGUGAUUGUAGGAUUCGAUAAUGUGUGUACUGAGAGUUAUCAUAUUCUUGUAAGAAAUAGCAGUUGCCGUCACACAUAAGCGAUCAUAAAUGCUUGAAAUUCACAAAAUACGGUCUCUGUAAUCAAAAACGUUACUGAUAUACAAGUUUCAAAGCACACACUUGAAAGUAGCUAGCUAAUAGAAAUACUAUAGUACUACAAAAUCGAAUAUUCGUUGUUUGAAUUAUCGAUAGUUUCACUUGACGCUUUAAUUACUGCUCACGUUGUUCUAUCGAUACUAGAGAUGUGUAUGAAUACGUUUAUCGAAAUCGAUUUCAUUUGUAAUAUUUUUUCUUAAAUCAUAAAAAGUAUAUUUUUGCAUAGAGCCAAAACUGCGUUAUUUCGUGUUAUUUUUUCAAUUGAAAAGUUAAUAUUUUUAUUACGGUUUCAAAUAAAAUAAUAAAGUUUAUUUUCUGGCAAGUCGUAUAUUUCUUUUAAUUUUUUAUGACUAAUAAGUAUUUUAAGGUAGAUAGAAAAUCGAACAGAAUAACUUAUGAAAGAAUUCUGCUGUUGAUUUUUGCAGCAUUAUGUAUAACGCAAGCAAUCAAACUACAAGCGGUCUUUAUGAUGCAGAGCAUACUGCAGUUAUAAAAUGCCUGGUGCAGAUAACUGCAUACAAACUUCAUAUUUUGCAUAUUCGAUGUACACAUUUAUACUCAGCAUAAUCAAUCAUAAUACAACCCUGGUAUUUAAGAAUGAAAUUCACCAAUACUUGUAUUACUCGGUCCCAAAUCAGAUCCGCAUGUACUAGCCUUUUAGUUAAACUAGUGUAAGGGUUACGACUUAUGUAUCUUAAUAAAUAACGAUAGAUAUUUUUAUAACUAUCAACGUUUACGAUUUAUGUAAUGUACCUGUAACACCCGAGAACUUGUGGAUGGCUGGUUAACUGAGGUGAGGAAGGAAAUUAGAUUCUAAAAUUGAAGAUUGAGCUAAUCUUCUCUUUCGCAUUGGAAUAUAGAAAACUUUAGUGACAAAAACGUGCAAUAGAUUUUGUUUAAGCAUUUCCUUGCAAGGAAGCCGCAGUGUUGUGACUGUAGUAAAAAUGUUUUCUGCAUAUAAACUAAUGUUAGCUCAGUUAAUCAGUUAUAAAUGAGGAUGUUGACUAAAUAAACAUUAUUAAAAUUUCAA